Messenger RNA from Tachysurus fulvidraco (yellow catfish), 3054 nucleotides. RefSeq names its product methyl-CpG binding domain protein 1b (gene mbd1b). The record is from RefSeq and is a predicted model, not a curated record. Gene Ontology annotation, molecular function: zinc ion binding; DNA binding. Bases 589 to 2880 code for a protein of 763 amino acids. The transcript is spliced from 15 exons. Lineage: Eukaryota; Metazoa; Chordata; Actinopteri; Siluriformes; Bagridae.
GGUCUUUUUGAAUUAUUACCGGAUGUGUUGGUGAAAUACAUAUGGACUGCAAUAUAAUGGAAUCAGCUUUUCUAAAUGCAGUUACAUUUCGUAUCGUGAUUUAGUGUUAAGUCUGUAAUUUUAACAUCUUAUCGUGUCCGAUAACUUUAUAAAUUAAGUCUCCAGCCUAAUUCGAACAGUUGGUUAGCUAAAAUGCUCAUAUGCUAAAACAAGGCUAAUAACCUGUGAGCAGGUAAACAAUUAGGUAAGAUCGCUUACACUGGGGUUGUAAAUAGUGUUAAUUAAAGUGUUUUGCUAAGUUGUUUAACUGAACAGACGGUAAACGAAGCGAUGAAGUUGUUUGUGUAGACCACGGUAGUUAGCCAGCCUUCUUUAACCGUUUACUUUAGAUCUCAUGAGCAGAGGAACAGAAUGCAGUUCGGUCUCACAACCAAACUGUGUUCUAGCUAAAGCUAACGUUAUUAAGUUCACGUUAUUAAACCUGUAGAGGUUGUUAUUUAGAUAUCUGGUGAGAGAAGCGAAAUAUUAUGAAGGUUUAGUUGUUCUUGUCGAGGCUGGCUUUUGUGGCAUAGAGACUACUUUUCAGUGAUGGAGAAAGUGGGAGAGAAAGACACGCAGUUCAGCAGCUCAGAGAACAGAGAUGAUGGACAAGCCGGAAGUAGGAGUGAGCCUGUAAAAAGUCUGGAUGAUCCUCCUGUGGACUGGUUUGAGCCUCUGGAGGAGGACUGGGAGGACGAGGAUGACCGUCAGAGCUGGGAUAUAGAUGGGAGCAGGGAUGCUGAGAUGGAAAGUCUAGCUGGAGAGAGUGAAAGAAGUGGCAGUAUAGCUGAAAGUGAGAGAAACUACAGAGGAGGAAGAGGAGGAGGUGCUGUGAGGAAAAGGAAAAGGAAGUGGCGACAUGCUGAUGGCUGGGAGGAUUGUCCUGUGCUUGGAGAGGGCUGGAAACGCAAAGUGGUUCUUCGCCGUUCUGGAUUGAGUGUGGGACAGAGAGAUAUUUACUACUUAAGUCCUAAAGGUGAAAGAGUGAGAAGUAAGAUCGAACUACUCAAAUACAUUGGAAAUACUGUGGACCUUACCAACUUUGACUUCAAAACAGGGAUUUUUCUCGAUGGUGAACAUUCAAAAAAAGCAACAAAGAAGAGGAAGAUGGACCAGUCUUCCCCAGCUGACUGUGGUUUCUCCUCAGAAUCCAGUUUUCACAAUGAUGCGGCAGAGGCAUGUGACAGGACCUACAGCCCAGGCCCUCCAUAUAGCCUCAGUCAUGUUGCACAGCAGAGCCUGAGUCCUUCCUCUAGUCAGAACGAUGUUCCCAGUGUUCUUGGCACAUCUAAUGAGAACCUAAAUCAGGCUCUUCUAAUCAAACCAGCAGCCUCCACACAGCAAAAUGUGCCUUCUAAUGAAGGCUUUUCUUCACAGACUAUAAAAGUGCCUGCUAACUUGGAGAAUGGACCUGCCAAUAUUCCAUCUAACCUCAGUGUUGGCACCUGUGUAAGAUGUUGGAACUGGUUUACAGGUGUAGAGGGACAGACUAUGUGUGAAAAAUGCAGCAAAGCAUGUAAUGCCUCUAAAGAUAACCGGAAAAUUACAUUUAGAAAAUGGCUUCCCUGUGGCUUUUGUCGAGCAUGUCAGCUCACUGAGGACUGUGGGGUUUGUGCAAGCUGCAAGAAUGGAAAACUAAACCCUCGGUACCGAAAACCUAUUAGGUGCCGUAAGCGGAAGUGCUUGUGUCCAUCCCUCAAGAGGAGAACAGAGUAUGCACUUCCAAAGGCACAGUGUGGUUCAGUAGUCCAUGGGUCAGAAAAAUUAGAAACUAUUAACAUGGCGUCCAAGCCAUCACUGCCAGACUUUACAGAAUCACAGUACAGUGACUCAGAUGAUCAGUCAUCAUUUUAUGAAAACGACAAUGAGGGAUUGCUGAGGAAAUUUCAGCGCUCCUGUGGACGAUGUAAAGGUUGUGUGGCAAAAGCAGACUGCGGAACCUGUGAUUACUGUAUAGACAAACCCAAAUUUGGUGGAAGCAAUAAAAAAAGACAGAAGUGCCGACAACGUCAGUGUCAACGAGAAGCUAAGGGUUGGACCACAUCAAGACCGCAUUAUGGUUACAGCCAUAAAAUCCUGAAACGGGACACAGAAAAGUGGGACUUUGAGUUCUCUGACAAUGAAUGCGAGAAGGAAAGAAUAGCAAAAAGUUCUGUUGUUGGUGUGCGCUAUGUGAAGAAAGACAAGCAUCGCAUCACACUUUACAAUGGACAGGAUGUGGAUCCUGAGGAAAGCCAGGCACUUUCUGAGGAUCAUCUUUUGAAUCUGUUCUGUGAUGAGUGGACUAGAGUCAGUGACAAGAAGUGGAAAUGCCCCCCAAACUCUAGAAAAAAUGCAGAGGAGCCAGAUGAGGAUGAAAUAGAGCCAACGAUCACACAAAUCUUUAGCCUGGGUGGCGACAGUGCUGCAGAUGAUGGUCUGGACCUAGAGCUGCUGGAGCUCUUGACAUCUCUGCGUGAUGCUCCACUGCCUGUGCUAUGGUGUGCCGUACUGGCUGAGGGCCCACGCCUGCAGUUACUUCAAUGCUCCAAACUAUCAGCCAUGACGGACACAAUGGUGCAGAUUGAGCCAAGCUUUCGUUACCACAUCAGUGUUCAGGGACAACCUCUGUUGCCUACACACUGGUUGUAUCAUGCUCACCCAGCCCGACUCACCUCAGUGGCACAGGUUACCACCCUGCUGGAAGACCUAGAGCGUUACUCUGUGUGCCGAGGCUUUAAGAGUGAGCCUCCCUUUGGCCCUGAGCCUAUUGUGCAGGUCCGGGCAGCCACCUGUGAGUUCCUCGUGGUGCCUGAGAACCAGAGCUGUGCCAGGUGUAAGAAUGCACAACAGAAACACUGAUCAUGCAUUACUGGUGGACUAUAGGACAUUUAAGCUCAUUUCUAUCAACACAGAUCAGUGUCAAAGUAGCAUAAGGAUAUAAAGCUGGAGCAAUGAUAUUCAAAAACCGUUGAAUGACUGAAUGACUUGAUUUUCCCAUGUUGUUUAUUAAAGAAUUGUCAGUUUGCCUAGUGA